AUGGGUGGAGGACUAGUAGCAGAUGAUUUCUCAGCUGAUCGUACAGAGUUGCUAAUGGUGCCGGAAUCUUCUCCAGAGGAAAAAUCUGUUCUGGAGGUUUCUUGUGAUUUGGUUGUACAGCAGAAACCUUCAAGAACUCUAGUUCUGCUCGGGCGAUCAGGUAACGGGAAAAGUGCGACAGGGAAUAGCAUUCUUGGUACGCAAGCUUUCAAGUCAAAACGGUGUGCAUCAGGAGUAACUACAGCCUGUGAGCUACAGAGUUCAACGCUAUCAAAUGGCCAGAUACUCAAUAUUAUUGAUACUCCUGGUCUGUUUAGUCUGUCUCCAUCAACUGAGUUUACCUGCAGAGAGAUUUUAAAUUGCUUAUAUCUGUCCAAAGAUGGGAUUGAUGCAGUGCUUGUGGUAUUCUCGGUGAGGAACCGGCUAACAGAAGAGGGGAAAUCUGCGCUUUUUGCGUUAAAGAUUCUUUUUGCACAAAUGAAGAUGCACUUGAAGAUGAUGGUGAAACGCUGGAGGAAUAUUUGGAAGAGUGCUCUGAUUUCAAGGUUAAGAAGUGUACUAUAUUCUUAG
Messenger RNA from Arabis nemorensis, 570 nucleotides. The record is from the annotation of a GenBank genome assembly. NCBI's taxonomy places the organism in Eukaryota, Viridiplantae, Streptophyta, Magnoliopsida, Brassicales, Brassicaceae.